GCGGAGGACAGAGUGGAUGAGCUGACCAAAGAGCUGCUGAAGACCAGAAUGAAAUUGAAGAAUGCAGAGGAAGAGAAGAGAGGGAAGGAGGAGGUGGCUGCUCAGUUGAAGGAGGUGUUAAGGACAAAGCUGGACAAGGCUGAACCAGAGGUGAAGAGGAGCUCAGGCAUCAUCUCAGACUACAAACAGAUCUGUUCCCAGCUGACCAGUCGGGUGGAGAGGCUGCAGGCGGCCCACAGAGAGGACCUGGACAAACUCAGGAAUGCUGUGAUGGCGUGUUCUCACUGCCGACAGGCUCUAGAUUCUCCAAUCAUGGAAGGCUUCAGUUCCACAGCCCCGUACCAGAGAAGAAUCAGCACCAGAGAACCAGGCCAGCAGAGAGACAAGGAAACAGAACUAGACCAGCAGACGACUGGUACCAGGGAACAAGACCAGGAGAAGGUGUGUCUGAGUGGCCAGGUCACAGAGCUGGAGAAGGAGCUGGCCCAGACUAAACUACAGAUGGUGGAGGCCAAGUGCAAGAUCCAGGAGCUGGAACACCAGAAGGGGGUGCUGCAACGUGAUCUCCAGACAGCUAGGAACAGCUGGCUCACCAAGACUAUACGGUCAGCCGGAGGGGGUCUGCAGAGCAGCAGCCUACCCAGGGGGAGAGCCUCUGCAAUGGGGCGUUCUCUACAUGGCCUCCCCCUCUCAGCCUGGAGCUCCAGGAGACUGUCAUGGGCCCCCAGGAAGGACCGGGGGGGAGAUGUCUGAAAUGGAAGGGAGGGGGAAAGACAGCAAGAGGACAUACUGAAAGUAUAGAUAAUAUGUAUUGGAAUGAUUAUACAUUUCUAUUGGUGAUUGUUUGUUUCUGCAUUCUAGUGCCUAUUUUGGUUUUAUUUGUUAUUGUCAAAAACAGAUUUGGAUACAGGAGUUUUAUGUAUGAUUUAUGUAUUGCUUUGGCUCUUAAACUCUUAAAACAAAACUCCAAACUGGUAACACUUGUAAGGCGCCCAGUUCUUCAUUCAAAACGUUUCAUUGUGCAUUCAUUUUUUUAUUUGAUUUGUUACAUACAGCAGAUCUCUGAUCUUGUCAAUAUCGAGAUUUACAUUAUUUUUUUUACAGUGAAGUAAAUCAAUAGUCACCAUCAUUGUAGUACAUUCAAGUAUAUAUUCAUACUUUUUCUGUUUCUACUUUACAGACAUUUUCAUUAAGUAGUUCUCAGAAUCUGUAACAGACAAACCAGUUGACAUGUAAAGUCAGCCAGGUCACCUAGGAUACAAGUCAGUAUUCGACGUCCAUCCAUAUCUGAGGACGUCCACAGGUGAUGUGGAAAUCGGCCACUAGGAGGAACGGUGAGCGCUGUUACCUUCAAGUCGGUUUUGAUUUUCAUAAGUAUCUGCCUCUGAUUCCAAAUUUUGGAAGUUUGAAUCCAGCGACAAAAAGUUGUUUUUGAGAUAAUUGUUUUAAGCCUAUCCCAAAC
Oncorhynchus masou masou (cherry salmon) is the source of this 1462-nucleotide messenger RNA. Its product is annotated as rab GTPase-activating protein 1-like. The transcript has 5 exons. The annotation marks the transcript as partial. NCBI's taxonomy places the organism in Eukaryota, Metazoa, Chordata, Actinopteri, Salmoniformes, Salmonidae. The record is from RefSeq and is a predicted model, not a curated record.